CUUCAAGUGAUGUCAUCCUACUCCAGCCAGGCGAGGGGGAGCCUCGCUGCAUCAGUACCCUGGACAGCGCCGGCCACCGCUGCUGCCGCUCGCCUCGGCAAGGCGCCGGCGGGAAAGUAACCUGCACCUCAUCUCCACACCCCUCCUGAAAGCCGGGCAUGAAGCAAGCUUUUUCCAGCGGGGCAGGGGCGUCUAAUGCAGUGACGUCUAACCAAAAUCCAGCAGUUGAGCCGGUAUAUUGUUGGGGACUUCGAUGCAUUUUGUUUUAAAGUGCUGCGAUACGUGUUUCUGGCUUUUUUUUCAGGCUAGAUUUAUAGAACGGGGCACUACCUAUGGAUGAACUGUCAGCACACUCUCCCGAUCACAUUGCACGAAGUAGAGGCUGUCCAGUCCUCACCGUGUAUUUUUGGACAGUGGAUAGAUUUCCGAUUCUUGCCUGAAAAAAAAUUGUUGCGCCUGUUUGAUCUUGGAUGCAACCGUAACCGUGGGCCAGUGAGAGCGACCCAGGGCCAGUAAUUGAUCGAAGGAUUAUUGGAUCUGAAUGAUCUCUGCAACGAGCGAUGGCAAAUGAACCAGUCAUUCUCAAUGUUUACGAUAUGUAUUGGAUUAAUGAGUACACAUCCACACUUGGAAUAGGAGUUUUUCAUUCUGGUAUUGAGGUGUAUGGACGAGAGUACGCCUAUGGUGGCCACCCCUACUCUUUCAGUGGAAUAUUCGAGAUCACACCUGGAAAUGCUGCUGAGUUGGGGGAAACAUUUAAAUUCAAAGAGGCCAUCGCUCUCGGCACCACAGACUUCACCGAGGAAGAUGUCGACAAAAUUAUCGAGGAGCUUGGGAAGGAGUUCAAGGGCAAUGCCUACCAUCUCAUGCACAAGAACUGCAACCACUUCUCUGCAGGUCUGGCAGAGAUCCUUUGCGGCAAGGAGAUCCCUCGCUGGGUGAAUCGACUGGCUUACUUCAGUUCCUGUAUACCCUUCCUACAGAGUUGCCUCCCCAAGGAAUGGCUGACGCCUGCCGCCCUCCAGAGCCACAUCAGCAGCCAGGGACUGAACAAGGAUGAUCAGAGCGACACAGGGGACGAUGAGCCUCCGUCCACCUCGGCCUCAGCCACCACGUCAGGAGCUGCCAGGACCUGCAGGCACACCAGGGUCUAACCAUGCCUCUGGACCCUUCUCUGACCCUUUUCCAGUUUUUCAUAUCUGUUUUUUGUAGACUUUCUGUGACAACCUCGACAGCCUCAGGCUGAUACCAAGUCUAAUCCCAGUGAGAGGCUAAUUGUGCGAUGGUCUGGACUGAUAACUGGGUGACCUCCAAGAGCGUAACAUCAGGGGAACCUGCUCUGACAGGAAGAUGGUGUUGGAGCCUACUUCCCAGACUGUAUUCCAGAUCAUUUUUAAAACACCUCUUGCGCACAUUUCACCUCGACAACCAACCUCUUACGUGUAUUCUAAACGGCAGGACCAAAAAAAAAUAUUUAGUGUUGAUUGCACCGUCUGCUGGGAGAAAACAUCGGGGCGAUGUUAACAAUGAUAGCAAAGAGGAAUUAUAUUUAUUAAAACAUUCUGACUUGGAAA
Messenger RNA from Amblyraja radiata (thorny skate), 1574 nucleotides. Its product is annotated as deubiquitinase DESI2. Gene Ontology annotation, biological process: protein deubiquitination. Gene Ontology annotation, molecular function: deubiquitinase activity. The coding region runs from base 561 to 1154 and encodes 197 amino acids. The record is from RefSeq and is a predicted model, not a curated record. The transcript is spliced from 5 exons. Lineage: Eukaryota; Metazoa; Chordata; Chondrichthyes; Rajiformes; Rajidae.